GAUGAUGUCAAGAGGAAAACCCAGAAUAGUGGAGUAACUUAUGAAGCAUUUUCUAUGUGUAGAUCAAGUGCUAAAGAUACUAGACAAAUGGCAGAUAUAGUAUCAUUCUAUGGAGUGAUAAAGGAGAUCUUGAUGCUGGACUACCACAUGUUCCAGAUUCAAGUUUUUAGGUGUAUUUGGGCUAACAAAGGGAAUGGAGUGAAAGAGGAAGACGGUUUCACACUUGUCAAUCUCCAUAUGAACCAGUUAGCAUACUUAAAUGAUCCUUUCAUUUUGGCAUCGCAGGCUAAACAAGUUUUUUACUCUAGAGAAGAUGACAGCUCACCUUGGUAUGUUUGUAUGAGGGCGCCACCAAGAGGGUACCAUGAGCUAGAAACAGUAGAGGAGUUUGUUUCUGCACCAUUAUCAGUCCAGCCAAUUGAAGAUUUAGGAGAUCAAUCAUCUGACGACGAGAGUUUUUGUGUUAGUAAGCGCCAGGCAGGCCUUGAUGUCACUCCUGUAGUGUCAUUGAAGAAGAAGAAGAGAAACAAGAAGUCUAUCAUUGAAGAGAAUGAAAGAGACAAUGAAGAAGAGAGAAUAGAAGUGGUUACUGAAGGAGAUGAUGGUGUAGAGGAAGAAGAUAUUAAUGGAGAAGAAGAUAUUGAAGAACAAGAGAAUGGAGCAGAAGAUAAUGAAGAACAAGAUAAUGGUCAGUCUCAAGAGAAUGAAAGAGAUAAUGAAGAAGUAGAAGAACACUCAGCCCAAAUACAAGAAGAUCGAAUCCCUCCUUCCACAGCAGGUGCCUCUGAAACCCAGACACACCAGUCAGACAACAAAAAGAGGAAGUCAAGAGGUCCAACUAGAAUGCGCAAAGUGGCAAAGAAUCUUGAGGAUAAGGUAGAAGUGGAGUUUAAUGCUCUUGGUGAGCAUGUUGGUAAGGGAUCAGUGACACUCUCCUCUUUCCUUGGUCCUCUAGUGAGAGAGCAUGUGCCUGUACUGCUAGAUGACUGGAGACAGCUUGAUCAAAGGACAAAAGACGUUAUGUGGGAAGAAAUUCAGGGGAGGUUCAAUAUAAAAGAAGAUUGGCAGAAAGAAGCAGUAUUUAGGCAAAUGGGUGGUCUGUGGAGGGCUGCCAAAUCCAAGCUUGUUACCAAAGUAAGAUCUACUAAAAGCAAAGUUGCUCUACAGCAAUUGAAGCCUAGCAACAUCCAAUGUACAUCAGCCUGGAACAGUUGGGUUAAGAACAAAUGCACUGCAGCUUUUAAGGAACGAAGUGAAAAAUACAGGCAACUGAGGAAGGGUCAAAUUCCUCAUACUACAAGCCGCAAAGGAAUGACUCGCUUAGCCGGCCCACGACGGCCUUCCAAGACAUUGGACCGGCACUGUCUGUGGAGGGCUGCCAAAUCCAAGCUUGUUACCAAAGUAAGAUCUACUAAAAGCAAAGUUGCUCUACAGCAAUUGAAGCCUAGCAACAUCCAAUGUACAUCAGCCUGGAACAGUUGGGUUAAGAACAAAUGCACUGCAGCUUUUAAGGAACGAAGUGAAAAAUACAGGCAACUGAGGAAGGGUCAAAUUCCUCAUACUACAAGCCGCAAAGGAAUGACUCGCUUAGCUGAUGAGAUGGUGUGGAUAGCAGGACAUACACAUUCUGAUGGGAGACCUGUGAGGGAAGAGUUUGCAGAAACUAUUGAAAUGAUCAAGACCAUUGAUAGUGAAAUGGACUCCACCACAUCCACGGAUAAUGUUAGGGAAGAUGCUACAAGAGACUCUCAUGUCAAGAAGCUUGAAGCUUCUCAAGCAGAAUUGCUAAGUAAGCUUGAAAAUUUGCAGAAUGUGGUUAGUAACUUAGCUAGUAAAAAGAGACAGAUUGAUGAUGUUUCCAUGUCUGAUUUAAGCAAUGUUAGCAAAGGAGGAGUUAGGUGCCAGCUUCUUGAUUGGUGUUUAAAUGUUGAGGUGGUUGUUGGUGAAGGAGAAUUCUACUCCAGUGAACACACAUAUAAGAUUGGUAGAAUACCAUUGGGUCGCAAUGCAGCUGAUCCAACAGAUGAAUCACUAGGAAGAAUUAAAAUCUUUCAAUAUUGGAGUGGAGAUGAUGAAUUGAUUGUUGAGGGUAUGUUGUUGUCAACUGACCAUAAUGAAUUGGUGGAUGGUAGACCUCUAGGACAUGGUGCUGCAGUUGUUAAGGUCCUGGAGGUGGUUAAACCUGAUGCUUAUCUGUGGAGACCAAAUCCUCCAAUCUCAUUGAUGAGUGAUGCACUAAAUGAGACCAUCGCAUGGCCUAUUGAUAGAAUACAACUCCUUGAUGUACCUGCAAAUGAUGAAUCAACCAGAAAAUCACCUCAAGUAAAGUGCAACUACUCCCAAUGCUAUACUCUCAGCACUGCUAGUAGCAAAGGUGCUAAGCAGAAGUGUUUUCUAUUAAAUAUUGAUAACACUGGGCAGAGAGUUGCAAUAGGUCGGGUGUCUUCAACUGAUCCAGCAGAGAAGGUCCAUCACGUCCCUUUAGGUGCCAACGCUAGCAAGGUCUGGGUAGAGGUUUCCAAGGUUGAGGGUGUUGUGGUGAGCAAAUUCUGAAGUUAAAUUCAUUGCUGAUGCAGUAGGAACCACUGUGGCUUGGCCUAAUGACAAGAUUAUAUUCAUGUGAUUUGAGUUUUAGUACUUUUGAACUAAGUUUCUAAAAAUGUAAAACUUAUGUUUGACUCUCUUGGAACAAAUUAUUAAUGAAGUAUUUGAUAAAAU
Arabidopsis arenosa is the source of this 2718-nucleotide messenger RNA. NCBI's taxonomy places the organism in Eukaryota, Viridiplantae, Streptophyta, Magnoliopsida, Brassicales, Brassicaceae. The record is from the annotation of a GenBank genome assembly.